GCUUCUGUGGUUAUUUUGCAGUUUAUAUUUAUCAAGCAUAGUAGGAGAAGUGCUUGUGAAGACUGUUCUUACAACUCGUAAAAAACUCAAGAUGUUUUGGUCUAACAUUUGUAAGAUAUUUUUCUUCUCUCUAUUCUUGAUUGUGGCUUUCAUGCCAGGACUGAGUACUGGUGGCAACCACUGGUUGCGUGUUUUGCUGACAACAGUGUCGGGUACCUCAGAGAUUCCUGAGUUUGUGGCAUUGGGUUAUGUGGAAGAUGAAUUGCUUGCAAGAUAUGACAGCAAAAAUCAAAGUCUUGAGCCCCUUAAGAAGUGGGUAGUAGAUGUUGUGGGUGAGGAUCACUGGAACAGACAUUUAAAGAUCUUGCAAGAGCAACAACUGAUGUGCAGAAAUAUUCUGCUGAUGUUGAUGAUCUUAAACUACCACACUAGUGGUAUCCAUACUUUACAGCAUAAGCUUGGCUGUUCUUUGAAUGAUGACACCACCAGGAUCAGCAAUGCAUUUUUUCAGUUAGGUUAUGAUGGACAGGACUUCAUCUCAUUUGAUAAAGAGACUCUGACUUGGACUGCAGCAACACCAUUAGCUAAACUUGUUAAAAAUGAAUGGGAUUCUGGCAUAGCCUUCAAUAUAGAGAUGCAUGGUUAUUUGGAGAAGGGGUGCAUUGAAAUGCUUCAGAAAUAUAUUAAAUAUACUCAAACGCAUGUGGGAAGAAAAGUUCCACCAGAGGCAAAGAUGACUGAGAAAACAGAGAGUGGUAGUACCAAUCUGAAAUGCAGAGCUACUGGAUUUUACCCUCGAGAUAUUGAUGUAUAUUUUGUUAAAGGUGAUAAUGACAGAAUUGAAACAGCAACAUCCUCUGGAAUUCUGCCAAACAGUGACGGAACAUAUUAUACUGAAAAAUGGACAGAAAUUGAUCCACAAGACAAAUAUAAUCACUCAUGCCACAUUGAGCAUGAAGGUUUAAAAUCAAAGCUGAUUGUAAAGCUUGAUCAAACAUCCAAUGUUGCACUCAUUGUUGGGAUUAUUGCUGCUGUUGCCGUGAUCCUUAUGGCCGUAAUCACAGUGGUUAUCUGGAAAAAGAAACAAAAAGUUUUGGAAAAUUGAAUUUAAAGAAGCUCCCAGAAGAGACUGGAGAUACUUUACAUACGUCAUGAUAUUAUUAGAAAAUGUCUAGCCCAUUUGAGGGGUCAUCAUUGUUUUUGCUUUGCCUGCCAAUGAAUGUCUAUGUUUUCCUUUUAUAUGAAAAUAAUAAACUCAACUGAAACUUUUAGCUCUA
Messenger RNA from Protopterus annectens (West African lungfish), 1277 nucleotides. RefSeq names its product major histocompatibility complex class I-related gene protein-like. Gene Ontology annotation, cellular component: external side of plasma membrane. The transcript has 6 exons. Lineage: Eukaryota; Metazoa; Chordata; Ceratodontiformes; Protopteridae. The coding region runs from base 92 to 1105 and encodes 337 amino acids. Gene Ontology annotation, biological process: immune response. The record is from RefSeq and is a predicted model, not a curated record.